Molecule: messenger RNA, 718 nt
Organism: Aureococcus anophagefferens
Lineage: Eukaryota; Pelagophyceae; Pelagomonadales; Pelagomonadaceae
Exons: 1
Coding region: 39-527 (162 amino acids)
Source: RefSeq, a predicted model, not a curated record
GUCUCCGACGCGUCGUCGCCGUGCAAAACAUCUGAAAUAUGUCGCGCGCCGAAGGCUCGAGCCCGUCCAUCACCGCCGGCGACGUCGCGGCCGCCCAGAAGGAGUGGAGCGACCGCCUCAUCGCCAUCGGCAAGACUUUCAGCGACGGCGGCGACUACAAGGCCGUCGCCCAGGCCACGCUCGACGCCCUCUACGGCUACGCGUCGGGCUUCGACGUGCUCUUCAAGCCGACGAAGGCCGCCGACAAGGCCAUCCGCCUCACGGAGGCCGAGGCCGCGUCGUACUUCGUCGGCGACGGCUGCUGCGCCGAGGACAAGGGCUUCGCGCUCGCGCCCUACACGGCCGUCAAGUGGGACAACAAGGGCGCGAUCUUCCACGGCGACUCGGCGACCGCCAUGGGCGAGUACACGUUCACGGACGCCGCCGGCGGCGAGACCAAGGCCGAGUACACGUUCCAGUACGCAAAGGCCGCCGGCGGCUCCCUGAAGAUCGUCGUCCACCACAGCAGCCUGCCGUACAAGAAGUGAGCGGGUGGAUUUCGCCGGUCUACCGCCUCGGCGGCAUCAACUCCGGCGAGGCCGAGUGCUUCGCGCCGCGCCGCGUCGAGGUCCGCGAACUCGGCGGGCGCCUCCGGACGGCGACCUCCUCGAGAAGUUCCACGCCGUGGACCACGGCGCGCGACACGAUCCCUCCCCCUCAAGUGUAAUUCAGAUGCAAA